AAAAUUCAGUUUAUCCAGCUGAUCCAGCAGCAGGCAGCUUUCCCUUCUCUAAAGCACUAUCAAGUUCUCUCUGUAAUAUACAAUAUUUCAGACACUGGGAUUCUAAAUUUUUCAGAGUUAUAACAGAAAUUAUUGCCCUUUGCGUCUGACAUCGAGAGACAAAUCUAGAAAAACAUUGAUCAUGGCUACUAGAUUCUCGGGCAUUGAACUUGGACCUCCCAUUGAAGUUUUUGCCCUUCAAAAAGCCUAUGUGGACGAUACGUUUGAAAAUAAAGUGAAUCUCGCAGUAGGAGCUUACCGAACAAGUGAGGGAAAACCAUGGGUCCUGCCAGUUGUUCAAAAAGUCGAGCAAAGUUUAGCUCAAGACAAAUCGCAGAAUCAUGAAUAUUUACCGGUUCUUGGUUUGGAUGCAUUUUCAAAAGCAGCAACAAGUAUGUUAUUAGGCGCCAAUUCAUCAGCAAUCACGGAGAAUCGCGCAAUUGGAAUUCAAACAUUAUCCGGAACCGGUGCAUUGAGAGUAGCCGCCGAAUUUUUAUCUCGCAUUCUUCAUUACGACACAUUCUACUAUAGCACACCAACCUGGGAAAAUCAUAAAUUGGUGUUUAUGAACGGAGGAUUUAAGAAAGGAUGCGAAUAUCGUUAUUGGGACGCAAAAAAAAGAGGAAUUGAUCUAGAAGGAAUGUUGGCGGACUUAAAAAAUGCGCCCGAAAAUGCAGUUAUAAUUUUGCACGCUUGUGCUCAUAAUCCAACUGGAUGCGAUCCUACUUUAGAGCAAUGGGCAAAAAUUGCCGAUGUGAUAGCAGAAAAACGACUCUUUCCCCUAUUCGACAGUGCAUAUCAGGGAUUCGCCAGUGGAGAUUUGGACCGAGAUGCUGCGGCAGUGCGCAUGUUUGCUGACCGAGGUAUCGAAUUCAUUUGCACUCAAAGUUUUGCCAAAAACUUUGGUCUCUAUAACGAACGUGUGGGAAACAUGGCCAUUGUCUUCAACGAUCCUAAACAAAUUGUCGAAGUUAAAUCACAAAUAACUCUAAUUAUUCGUGGAAUGUACAGUAAUCCACCGAAUCAUGGUGCUCGAAUUGUCUCCACUGUUCUGAAUAAUUCCGAACUCUACGAGCAAUGGAGGGAUCACAUUCGCACGAUGUCGGACAGAAUAAAAAAAAUGCGAUCAGGACUCUAUGAGAGACUAGUAAAAUUAGGCACUCCUGGCAAUUGGGAACACAUUGUCAAUCAAAUCGGAAUGUUUUCCUACACUGGACUCAAUGAAAAACAAGUGGAGCAUCUGGUAAAAAAUUAUCACAUCUAUUUACUUCGCAGUGGUCGCAUUAACAUGUGUGGACUAAAUGAACACAAUGUCGAUUAUGUUGCAAAAGCCAUUGACGAUGCAGCUAAUCAAUUCUAAUCUUUCGAAAAUUGAAUCAGAAAAUUUUAAUCUGCGUUCUGAAGAGUACAAAAAAACAACUUGAGUCCUAGGCAUUUAAUGACGUUGUUAGAGUCAAAAAUAUUGUUAAUAAUAAUCGAAGCUCCCCUUUCCAAUUUCCCCUAAAAAAUACAAAUUAUGGAAAUUUUAUUGUCAGUAGACUCCCAAGUUUCUUUGGACCAACAAAUUAGAAUAUUAAAUAGUGUACAUAUAAAAUAGCGCUGCAAUUGAAAAUGAUAUUUUAAUACAAUUUAAUCAGUUAAAAAUAUCAGCGUUGACAAUUUCGUAAAAUUUAAUUUUAAUUUUUUUUUCUACGAAAUUUUGGUUUUAAUUCUUUUAUAUCUAAAAAAACAAAGGGUCCUACGAGAGCAAAUAUUAUAUAUAUACAAUUAUAUUGUUAUAAUAACAAAAAAACAAUCAGUAUGUGCCAAGCUGAUUCGUUGACAAUACAAUAUCAUUUUAAAUAUAAACAUAAAAUUUAAUUAAUAUUUCAAUUAUAUGAAUUUCCAAUAUUAAAUAUACCGAAAAAAUGGCUAAAUCAGUUUUCAGGCAAAGUUUGAAAUUUAAAUCAGAUUUUUAAUUCGGUGGCCUUAAAUGACACAAUGAAGAAAACAAUUUUUAGCUGAUAACUGCCAAGAGAAAUAUAAAUAAUUGCAAUUCUCCCAAAAUGGAAAUUUCAUCAAAUGCAAAUAUUUCUUUUUAUAAACUAAAAAAUAAUUGCAAAAAUUGUCCCAAUAUGGAAAUUUUAUCAAAUGCAAAUAUUUCUUUUUAUAAUAUAAAAUUUGACAAAAUUUUGUCUACAAAAAAUUUUUAAAUUACUUUGGAAAUAUUAAAUUAGAAAACUAUUUUUCACCAAAUAUUAAAAUUUAUCAAAAAAUAUAUCAAACAAGGAGAAUUAUAAUUGAGUUAAACGAGUUGCUAAUUAGAAAUAUUUUAAGUCCUAAUUCGUUAUACUUUGUUUAAAUAUAGAACAAUUGUGGAAUUUGAUAAAUGUUAAAUUUUUCUGGCGCAUUCACUAAUUUUUGUAGUGCGCUUUCUAAGAGAAAAAUUUGCGUAUAGUUUAAUUUUUCAGUGUUAAAAGCUACUUGUACCUUUUUGAGAAAAAAUUUGAAAAAAAUUUAGAACAUUCCAAAGAUUUUCAAAUAUAAGUAAAAAAUGGAAUAAUAUCUAUGAAUGUAGUAUUAAAAUUUGUCAAAUAUGCUCAAAAAAUCGAUUGAAUUUGAGAGCUUAUUAAAAAAUAGUUUUUAGCUGUUUGAAAUAAAAAUUCGACCAAAA
Molecule: messenger RNA, 2692 nt
Organism: Leptopilina heterotoma
Lineage: Eukaryota; Metazoa; Arthropoda; Insecta; Hymenoptera; Figitidae
Gene: Got1
Product: aspartate aminotransferase, cytoplasmic
Exons: 7
Coding region: 182-1399 (405 amino acids)
Biological process (GO): L-aspartate biosynthetic process
Cellular component (GO): cytosol
Molecular function (GO): L-aspartate:2-oxoglutarate transaminase activity; pyridoxal phosphate binding
Source: RefSeq, a predicted model, not a curated record